Messenger RNA from Colletotrichum godetiae, 2637 nucleotides. RefSeq names its product choline/Carnitine O-acyltransferase. The record is from RefSeq and is a predicted model, not a curated record. Gene Ontology annotation, biological process: carnitine metabolic process. Lineage: Eukaryota; Fungi; Ascomycota; Sordariomycetes; Glomerellales; Glomerellaceae. The coding region runs from base 460 to 2391 and encodes 643 amino acids. Gene Ontology annotation, cellular component: mitochondrion; peroxisome. The transcript has 5 exons. Gene Ontology annotation, molecular function: carnitine O-acetyltransferase activity.
CUGAGGUACCUGACAGAGUACACUACACUACUACUACUACUACGACUGCUACUACGUACCGCACAACUCAGCAUCUCCCAUCAACACGCAAGCCUGGAAUCCACACAUCCCUGCUGUGGUUGACAUUGCUGCUGGUCAUAAAGGGAUUCCCGCGUGGCACCUACGUUUUGGCUUGUGACAAGCAGCCACUCACUUCCUCGUCUGCCACAUUUUCCAUUCUGUCAGAGGUGUCUGAGGUAUCAGUCAGUCUGUCACUCUGUCCUCGUCCCUCGCUCGCGCCGGCUAGCCUCCGCUCCGGCUCCAAAAACCAUUCGACUGAAUCGUCUGCCGUCUGCCGCGGAUCUUUCUGCGGCUACCUUUUUUCGUGCGUGCCACCACUGCGUCUGCACUGCAACUAUUUUAACACCACCCAACCACUCACACACCACACCACACGUUUACCCUUUUCAAGAAUUGGUCAUGUCGGCCGCAUUGCGAGCGUUGGAGGCUAGGUCUGCCACGGCAAGGACUUCUUUGAGACAUCUGACCUUUAAUCGCCCUCGUCCGAUCUUUGCAGCCAUGGCUCCCGCAGCAAAGCGGAACAACAGUUCCCUCCCUUCAGGAUAUGUCGAGGACAAGUCCAAGGGUGCCAUGUUGAGAUUCCAAGACUCUCUGCCCCGUCUACCCGUACCGAGUCUCGAAGAGACAGCCGCGCGCUACAUCAAGACCCUGCACCCCCUUCUCUCUGAGUCCGAGUUCGCCGUCAGCAAAAAAGCCGUCGAGGACUUCGUCAAGCCCGGAGGUGUCGGCAGCAAGCUCCAGGAGAAGCUGCUCGCCCGUAGAGAAGAUCCCGCGCACCGAAACUGGCUGUACGAGUGGUGGAACGAUGCGGCAUACCUCAGCUACAGAGAUCCCGUCGUUCCCUACGUGAGCUACUUCUACUCUCACCGUGACGACCGUCGGAGGAGGAACCCUGCCAAGAGAGCCGCGGCCAUUACCUCGGCUGUCCUCGAGUUCAAGAAGCAGGUCGACGACGGCACACUCGAGCCCGAAUACAUGAAGAGACUGCCCAUCUGCAUGGACAGCUACAAGUGGAUGUUCAACACGAGCCGUGUCGCCGCAAAGCCCGCCGACUACCCGGCCAAGUUCUCUCACAAGGACCAUAAGUACAUUAUUGCUAUCCGCAAAAACCAAAUCUUCAAGAUUCUGCACGAGGUGGACGGCAAGCAGCUCAAUGCGUCAGAACUCGAGCAGCAGUUCAACAAGGUGUACGAGUUGGCUCAGAGAGUCCCCCCCGUGGGCGCUCUGACCAGCGAGAACCGCGACGUUUGGUCAGAUGCGCGCGAGAUCCUUCUCAAGGCCAGCCCCAAGAACGCCGCCUCUUUGGAGGCCGUUGAAGCAUCCUCCUUCGUCGUGUGCCUUGACGACGCUGCUCCCGUCACUCUCGAGGAGCGCGCGCACCAGUACUGGCACGGCGACGGCGCCAACCGCUGGUACGACAAGCCCCUCCAGUUCAUCGUCAACGACAACGCUACGUCGGGAUUCAUGGGAGAGCACUCCAUGAUGGAUGGAACCCCCACUCACCGUCUCAACGACUUCAUUAACGACCUCAUCUUUAACAACAAGCUCGACCUCUCUGACCCCUCGAUUCGUUCCAACCUGCCUGAGCCCCAGAUUGUUAAGUUCGAGAUCACCAAGGAAGUACAGGCCGAGAUUGACCGCGCCAGAAAGGACUUCCACGAUGUCAUUAGCCAGCACGAGCUCGCCGUCCAGGCGUACCAGGGUUACGGCAAGGGAUUGAUCAAGAAGUUCAAGUGCUCGCCCGACGCCUACGUUCAGAUGAUCAUUCAAUUAGCAUACCACAAGAUGUACGGCAAGAACCGCCCUACAUACGAGUCGGCCGCCACUCGCCGCUUCCAGCAAGGCCGUACCGAAACGUGCAGAACCGUGUCAGACGCCUCCGUCUCAUGGUGCAACGCCAUGGCCGACCCUAACAUUGAGGACAAGGCCAAGGUCGACCUAUUCCGCCAGGCCAUUGACUCCCACCUCGAGUACAUCACUGCCGCCUCAGACGGCAAGGGUGUCGACAGACACUUGUUCGGUCUGAAGAAGCUGCUCGAGCCCGGCCAAGAGCUGCCUGCCAUCUACCAGGACCCGGCCUUCUCCUACUCUUCCUCGUGGUACCUGUCCUCAUCACAGCUUAGCUCAGAGUACUUCAACGGAUACGGGUGGAGUCAGGUCAUCGACGGCGGGUUCGGAAUUGCCUACAUGAUCAACGAGAACAGCAUCAACUUCAACGUCGUCUCCAAGGGCUUGGGCAGCCAGCGUAUGAGCUUCUUCCUCAACGAGGCUGCCGGCGAGAUGCGCGACCUGCUCAUCCCCACCAUUAAGCCCGCCAAGGCCAAGCUGUAAGCGGUGUUAGAAAUCAUUUGUAAGAGAGGGCAUGAAGGAGGAAAUGCCGUUUGCAAUACGGGCGAGAGAAGAGAAACUCGACUAGCGUCCCAAGGAUGCUCCAUCAGUUAGUUGUGAGAGGUAGAAGCGUCUCUGGCAAACCUGAUAGACGUGACCGGUGGUGUCGGCACCACCGCGAUCAUAUUGAAAAUUUCCCCCUUCGUAGUCUUUCUCAUUUCUCUGGGCCUAUGUACACUACAAAUCCAC